This is a messenger RNA of Scomber scombrus (Atlantic mackerel), 4395 nucleotides long. Its product is annotated as NACHT, LRR and PYD domains-containing protein 12-like. NCBI's taxonomy places the organism in Eukaryota, Metazoa, Chordata, Actinopteri, Scombriformes, Scombridae. The record is from RefSeq and is a predicted model, not a curated record. Gene Ontology annotation, molecular function: protein binding.
AUGAUAAGUAAAUCUCAGCAAGUGAAUGAAGGACCUGAAGAAUCAGGGAGUGAGACUGAACUCAAUGAUAGCUACACUGAGGUCCACAUCACAGAGGGAAAGAUUGAAGAGGAUAAUGCUCAACAUGAAGUGAGGCAGCUUGACAUAGCUUCCAAGACAAAGGUCCUCCAUGACACUCCAAUCAAGUGCUACGACAUCUUUAAAGCCUUACCCAACCAACAGAAACGCAUCAGAACUGUUCUGACAAGCGGCGUCGCUGGUGUUGGAAAAUCCUUCUCAGUGCAGAAGUUCACUCUGGACUGGGCACACGGCUCCAAAAACCAAGAUAUCAGUCUGCUGAUUCCACUUCCAUUCAGAGAGCUGAACUUGGUCAAAGAUGAGCCGCACAGUCUGCUCACGCUGAUCCGUGCUUUCUAUCCAACAUUAGAGAACAUCACAGCAGAGAUGCUUAAAUCUAAAGACUUUAAAGUUGUGUUCAUCUUUGACGGCCUGGAUGAAAGCAGACUGUCACUGGAUUUCAAAAACAGGAAGGAGGUCAUGUCUGAUGUCACAAAGGAGUCAUCAGUCAGCGUGCUGUUGAGAAAUCUCAUCGAGGGGAAUAUGCUUCCACGUGCUCUUGUCUGGAUCACUUCCAGACCUGCAGCAACCAAUCAGAUCCCUCGUAAAUGUUUUGACAGGAUAACAGAAGUACAAGGCUUCACUGACGCCCAGAAGGAGGAGUACUUCAAGAAGAGAUUCAGUGAAGAGCUGUCCAGCAAAAUCAUCUCACACAUCAAGACAUCCAGGAGCCUCCACACUAUGUGUACCAUCCCAGUCUUCUGCUGGAUCAUUGCUAGAGUUGUGAAGCUAAUGUUGACUCCAGACCAGAGAGGAGAGCUGCCCAAGACCCUGACUGACCUGUACUCACACUUCCUGGUGGUUCAGACAAAGAGGAAGAAGAACAAAUUUGAUGAGGGAACUGAGACGAGUCCACAUGAACUGACAGAGGCUGACAGUGAAUUUCUUCUGAAGCUGGGGAGACUGGCGUUUGAACAUCUGGAGAAAGGAAACAUCACGUUCUACCAAAAAGACCUGGAGCAGUGUGGCCUUGAUGUCAAAGAGGCCUCAGUGUUGUCAGGACUUCUUACAGAGAUCUUCAAAGCAGAGAGUGUGAUCUUCAAGAAAAAAGUUUACAGCUUUGUUCAUCUGAGUGUUCAGGAGUUUCUGGCUGCAGUCUACAUCUACCACUGUUGCACCAACAGGAAGACAGAGGUACUGAAAAACUUCUUGGGAGAAGACUACAGUUUCUCAUAUCUAGAUGACUUCCUGAAGAGAGCCAUGGAGAAAUCUCUCCAAAGUAAAAAUGGCCACCUGGACCUGUUUGUUCGCUUCCUUCAUGGCCUCUCUCUGGAGUCCAACCAGAGUCUCUUAGGAGGCCUGUUGGGGUGGACAGAAAACAGUCCAGAAACCAUCCAGAGAGUCAUCAACAACCUGAAGGAGAUGAACAGUGAGGAUAUCUCUCCUGAUAGAAGCAUCAACAUCUUCCACUGUCUGAUGGAGAUGAAGGACGGCUCAGUACAUCAGGAGAUCCAAGCGUUCCUGAAGUCAGAGAACAGAUCAGAGAAGAGACUCUCUGAGAUCCACUGCUCAGCUCUGGCCUACAUGCUGCAGAUGUCAGAGAAGGUUCUGGAUAAGUUGGACCUGAAGAACUACAACACAUCAAUGGAGGGACAACAGAGACUGAUCCCAGCUGUGAGGAACUGCAGAAAGGCUCGACUUUCUAACUGUUGGCUCUCAGAGACUCACUGUGAAGUUUUGGCCUCAGCUCUGAAGUCCAACCCUCAUCUGACACAUCUGGACCUGAGUAACAACAUCCUGUCUGAUUCAGCAGUGAAGCGUCUGUCUGCUGGACUGGAGAGUCCAAACUGUAGACUGAAGACUCUGAGACUUUCUGACUGUAGACUCUCAGAGACUCACUGUGAAGUUGUGGCCUCAGCUCUGAAGUCCAACCCUCAUCUGACAGAUCUGGACCUGAGUGACAACGAGCUGUCUGAUUCAGCAGUGAAGCGUCUGUCUGCUGGACUGGAGAGUCCAAACUGUAGACUUAAGACUCUGAGAUUGUGGGACUGCAGUUUUUCAGAGAUCAGCUGUGCUUCUCUGGUCUCAGCUCUGAAGUCCAACCCCUCCCAUCUGACAGAGCUGGAUCUGGGUAACAACGAGCUUCUGGACUUAGGACUGAAGCUGCUGUGUGAUUUUUUGAAAAGUCCAGACUGUAGACUGAAGAUUCUGAGAUUGAGGAGCUGCGGUAUGGCAGAGAUCAGCUGUGCUUAUCUGGUAUCAGCUCUGAAGUCCAACUCCUCCCAUCUGACAGAGCUGGAUCUGAGUGGAAACGACCUUCUGGACUCAGGACUGAAGCUGCUGUGUGAUUUUCUGAAGAGUCCAGACUGCAGACUGAAGACUCUGAGGUUGUACGGCUGCAGGUUGUCAGAGAUCAGCUGUGCUUCUCUGGUCUUAGCUCUGAAGUCCAACUCCUCCCAUCUGACAGAGCUGGAUCUUGGCUUUAACGAGCUCCAGGACUCAGGACUGAAGCUGCUGUGUGAUUUUCUGAAGAGUCCAGACUGUAGACUGGAGACUUUGAGAUUGGAGCACUGCAGUUUGUCAGAGAUCAGCUGUGCUUCUCUGGUCUCAGCUCUGAAGUCCAACCCCUCCCAUCUGACAGAGCUGAAUCUGAGAUGGAACAACCUGAAUGACGUGAAGCUGCUGUGUGAACUAAAGGAGAGUCCAGACUGCAGACUGGAGACUCUGAGACUUUCUGACUGUUAUCUCUCAGAGACUCACUGUGAAGUUUUGGCCUCAGCUCUGAAGUCCAACCCUCAUCUGACAGAUCUGGACCUGAGUAACAGCAACCUGUCUGAUUCAUCAGUGAAGCGUCUGUCUGCUGGACUGGAGAGUCCAAACUGUAGACUGAAGACUCUGAGAUUGAGGAACUGCAGGUUGUCAGAGAUCAGCUGUGCUUCUCUGGUCUCAGCUCUGAAGUCCAACCCCUCCCAUCUGACAGAGCUGGAUCUGAGAUUGAACAACCUGAAGGAUUCAGACGUGAAGCUGCUGUGUGAUCUUAAGCAGAGUCCACACUACAGACUGGAGACUCUGAGACUUUCUACCUGUUGGCUCUCAGAGACUCACUGUGAAGUUUUGGCCUCAGCUCUGAAGUCCAACCCUCAUCUGACAGAACUGGACCUGAGUCUCAACUACCUGUCUGAUUCAUCAGUGAAGCGUCUGUCUGCUGGACUGGAGAGUCCAAACUGUAGACUGAAGACUCUGAGACUUACUGGCUGUUAUCUCUCAGACACUCACUGUGAAGCUUUGGCCUCAGCUCUGAAGUCCAACCCUCAUCUGACACAUCUGGACCUGAGUAGAAACAUCCUGUAUGAUUCAGAAUUGAAGCGUCUGUCUGCUGGACUGGAGAGUCCAAACUGUAGACUGAAGACUCUGAGUUUGGAGCGGUGCAGUUUGUCAGAGAUCAGCUGUGCUUCUCUGGCCUCAGCUCUGAAGUCCAACCCCUCCUCCCAUCUGACAGAGCUGGAUCUGAGAUACAGCAACCUGAAGGAUUCAGACGUGAAGCUGCUGUGUGAUCUUAAGGAGAGUCCAGACUACAGACUGGAGACUCUGAGACUUACUGGCUGUUAUCUCUCAGAGACUCACUGUGAAGUUGUGGCUUCAGCUCUGAAGUCCAACCCUCAUCUGACAGAUCUGGACCUGAGCGACAACGAGCUGUCUGAUUCAGCAGUGAAGCAUCUGUCUGCUGGACUGGAGAGUCCAAACUGUAGACUGAAGACUCUGAGACUGGAGCUCUGCAGGUUGUCAGAGAUCAGCUGUGCUUCUCUGGUCUCAGCUCUGAAGUCCAACCCCUCCCAUCUGACAGAGCUGCAUCUGAGUAGAAAUGACCUUCAGGACUCAGGACUGAAGCAGCUGUGUGAUCUUUUGAAGAGUCCAGACUGUAGACUGAAGACUCUGAGAUUGAGGUCUUGCAGUUUGUCAAAGAUCAGCUGUGCUUCUCUGGUCUCAGCUCUGAAGUCCAAACCCUCCCAUCUGACAGAGCUGGAUCUAAGUCACAACAACCUUCUGGACUCAGGACUGAAGCUGGUGUGUGAUUUUCUGAAGAGUCCAGACUGCAGACUGAAGACUCUGAGAUUGGAUGACUGUAGUUUGUCAGAGAUCAGCUGUGCUUCUCUGGUCUCAGCUCUUAAGUCCAACCCCUCCCAUCUGACAGAGCUGGAUCUGAGAUGGAACAACCCGAAGGAUUCAGACGUGAAACUUCUGUGUGAAUUAAAGGAAAGUCCAGACUGUAGACUGGAGACUCUGAGGUCAGUAGAGGAUGAAGUCAGUCUGUGCUGGUUUCAGCAGUUUUAUAUUAAA